This is a messenger RNA of Carlito syrichta (Philippine tarsier), 5376 nucleotides long. It is a transcript of the gene CDK19, whose product is annotated as cyclin dependent kinase 19. The transcript is spliced from 12 exons. Gene Ontology annotation, molecular function: cyclin-dependent protein serine/threonine kinase activity; RNA polymerase II CTD heptapeptide repeat kinase activity; ATP binding. The record is from RefSeq and is a predicted model, not a curated record. Gene Ontology annotation, cellular component: mediator complex; cytosol; nucleus. Lineage: Eukaryota; Metazoa; Chordata; Mammalia; Primates; Tarsiidae. Gene Ontology annotation, biological process: protein phosphorylation. Bases 113 to 1297 code for a protein of 394 amino acids.
UCCAGGAGGGCUUCGUGUAUGGAUCCCAAGCGUUGGAGGUAGCAGACUUUUCAGCAGAAGAAAAGAUGAAAAGGAGUAUGCAUUGAAGCAAAUUGAAGGCACAGGAAUAUCUAUGUCGGCUUGUAGAGAGAUUGCACUUUUACGAGAGUUGAAGCACCCCAAUGUGAUCGCGCUGCAGAAGGUAUUCCUUUCUCACAGUGACAGGAAGGUGUGGCUGCUGUUUGACUAUGCAGAGCAUGACUUGUGGAAACCAGCAAAUAUCCUAGUAAUGGGAGAAGGUCCUGAGAGGGGGAGAGUCAAAAUAGCCGACAUGGGUUUUGCCAGAUUAUUCAAUUCGCCUCUAAAGCCUCUGGCAGAUUUGGAUCCAGUCGUUGUGACAUUUUGGUAUCGUGCUCCAGAACUUUUGCUUGGUGCGAGGCAUUACACAAAGGCCAUUGAUAUAUGGGCAAUAGGUUGCAUAUUUGCUGAAUUGUUGACUUCAGAGCCUAUUUUUCACUGUCGUCAGGAAGAUAUAAAAACAAGCAAUCCCUUUCAUCAUGAUCAGCUAGAUCGGAUAUUCAGUGUCAUGGGGUUUCCUGCAGAUAAAGACUGGGAAGAUAUUAGAAAGAUGCCAGAAUAUCCUACACUUCAAAAAGACUUUAGAAGAACAACGUACGCCAAUAGCAGCCUCAUCAAGUACAUGGAGAAACACAAGGUCAAGCCCGACAGCAAAGUGUUCCUCUUGCUUCAGAAGCUCCUCACCAUGGAUCCAACCAAGAGAAUCACCUCGGAGCAGGCACUGCAGGACCCCUACUUCCAGGAGGACCCCUUGCCGACGCUGGACGUAUUUGCUGGCUGCCAGAUUCCAUACCCCAAGCGGGAAUUCCUUAAUGAAGACGAGCCUGAAGAAAAAGGUGACAAGAAUCAGCAGCCGCCGCAGAACCAGCACCAGCAGCCCACAGCCCCACCGCCGCAGGCCGCAGCCCCUCCUCAGGCGCCCCCGCCACAGCAGAACAGCACCCAGACCAAUGGGACCAGUGGGACUGGCGCGGGGGUAGGGGCCGCAGGCGCAGGGCUGCAGCACAGCCAGGAUUCAGGCCUGAGCCAGGUGCCUCCCAACAAGAAGCCGCGGCUGGGGCCUUCGGGCGCAAACUCAGGCGGGCCUGUGAUGCCGGCGGACUACCAGCAUUCCAGUUCUCGCCUGAAUUACCAAAGCAGCGUUCAGGGAUCCUCCCAGUCCCAGAGCACCCUUGGCUACUCCGCCUCGUCCCAGCAGAGCUCGCAGUACCACUCGUCUCACCAGACCCACCGGUACUGAGAGCUCCAGCCCAUGCCAGCCCAGAGCACAGACUCCAGCAAUAUGAUGUCUGCAUCGACAAGAACCAAAACGUGCAAACUAGGAUGCCAUAAGCUCACACGCGUGGGAGGAAAACCCUGUACAUGAACAUUUUGCAGGACUGGUGUCUCUUCUUUAUUGCGGUAAAGAAGAUUCUGUGAAGCUCCCCGGCACCCUCCCCCGCAUGUGCUCUGUUGUGACUUCAAUGAUGAAGCGUCUAAUCUGAUCCCAGCACUCUGUAACCUUCAGCAUUUUUUUGAAGGAUUUCCUGGUGCACCUUUCUCGUGCUGUAGCAAUCACUCUGAUUUAUCUUUUCAAAGCUCUUUUUAAUAGGAUUUUAAUGUUUUAGAAACAGGAUUCCAGUGGUGUAUAGUUUUAUACUUCAUGAACUGAUUUAGCAACACAGGUAAAAAUGCACCUUUUAAAGCACUACGUUUUUACAGACGAUGACUGUUUUGCUCAUGGAAGUCUUAAACAGAAACUGUUAUGUCCCAAAGUACUUUAGUAUUAUGUUUUUAUUUAUCUAGUUUCAGGGAAGGUCUCAUGAAAAGACAAGUGGUGGGACAGAGGAACCUACAACCAAAAACGGCCCGGAUCUCGCAGUUACUAUGCUUUAUGCUAGGAAGAACGGAAGUCUGUGGUGAUUUUUAUAUGCUCAUUCACAUGGAACUUAGUUCCUGAAUUGUCUUAUUCUGAGUGGUCUUCAAUAACUGAGAAUCAUAAUUUAACCUUCAUGUAGCCAAGUUACCUUCCAAAGGGUUUCAAGAGCCCGGAUAAAAUGAGUCUUGGAGGUCCACAUCAGAAUGCUCAAGAGAAAGCCAGUGGCACUAGGAUAUCUUUAAGGAGUAAUCUUGAUCAAAGGAUGUGGUCCUUCCCGCUGAAGGAAAAGCUUUCAUUGUGCAUUGUACCUAAAGCUGGCUUCUCUGCAGAACUGUUGGUUUCUCCUCAUCCGGGUUCACAUGAGUAACUUUCUUACAUAAUCAAGGGUUCUCAAGCAGAAGCCUGCAAGCCAGCCUGCUUUUCAAGUAAAGAGCGGUGGCCUCCAUUCGAAUCUGCAUUCAACAUAGAGUGACUAUUUUUAAAGCAUGUUAAAAAUUUAGGUUUUAUUCAUGUUUAAAGUGUAUUAUGUAUGCAUCAUUUUGCUGUUGUUACUGAAACUUAAUUCUAUCAAGGAUCUCUUCAUUGCACUGAAUGCUUUCUUUUGCCCCUAGGAGAAAACAUAAUCAUUGUGCCUAAAAACUAUGGGCAGACAGUAUGAGUCUACUAGAUGAGAUGAAUAUUUGCAUUUCCAUUGUCGGUGACCUGGUGGCCGGAUUCGUCCUUAGCCACUUCAGGGAGCCCCUCGCUCCGAGUCCGAAGGAAAUGUCAAGGCCUGAGCUCCCGCAGCGUAGGGGCAAGACGUGCAUGUUCCUCUGAAUGCUACUGGCAGCACCAGCCUUGUUUUAAACGUUUUCUUGAGCUAGAAGAAAUAGCUGAUUAUUGUAUAUGCAAACUAUAUGCAUUUUUAAACUAUUCUUUGUGAACUUAUCUACCUGGUUAUGAUACUCUGGGUCCAUACACAAGUAAAAUAAGAUUGAGACAGAAGCCAGUAUACAUUUUGCACUAUUGAUGUGAUACCAUAGCCAGCCAGGACCUUACUGAUCUCACGUGAUAAUGCCUAUUGAUAAGGAUAACGCUGUAGAGUGACGGUCAGCGAGACAGGCGACAUGUUGUAGUGGAAGGGUUUCCCGUGACCCUCCAUGGCAUUUUACCCCUCCAAUUGUUUAAAUAAGAAGUGAGCGGCCUCUGCAUAAUGUAGCUACCUAUAUGAAGCCCUGUCCCGUGCCCACCACUUCACUGCCCACGGCCAUUGGUCACCAGAUGUUCGCUACACCCUCACCAUGUGCCCCAAGGGCAGGGUGUACUUCCUGUCCAUAAGGGGCUUAUGGCUUCAGUAAGCCCUCCUGGGACAUCUGUGCCAUGUGAUUGACUUCUAAGUGAAUUCGUCUUAUAAUAGGACUGUCCUUUUGUUUACUCCUAAACCCAUUUGGGUAGUUAUUAUUCCAGAUUCUGUUCUGUGGUAAUCAGUGUCAUGAAAGGGUUUCUGUUUCUGUCCACCUUAUAGAAAGCCAGUGAUUAACUAUCACAAGGCAUCUGUGUGUGUUAGGAAUAUUCACAGCAGCCUUUCAGCAACAGUUAGGUGGCCCUUAUUGGCUGAACACACUCUGCUCAGUGGUUGCAGGAAGUUACAAUGAAAAUAGAAGCUCUGUUCCUGCCCUCAAGGGAGCUUAUAUUUAAUACAAGAAAACAGACCCCAGUAUAUAUAUAAACCAAAAUGCCAUGUCCCUUAUUACUUUAUAAGCAACUUGGGUAUACAGUUCUUAUGAUCCAUGCUUACGCAUUCACAGGACUAACCUGUUUUCCUCGUAUACAAUGAAUCUUACUGGCAGAACUGAAAUCUAAACCAUAAGGGGUUUUCAUCAGCUGCUCCCAGUGCAGGGGAUUCCCACAACACGGCCAGAAAUCCUCAGUUCACGCAUGACUGGAUUUCUUGUCACUGCCCUGGUACUGCCCUGGUACUGCCCUUCUUCCUUGCCUCAGGGUCAGCGAUGCCCACUGGUUCCCAUUACCCUUCGAAAUAAUUUUAGUUCAUACUUUUCUUUGCUAUUAAGACUAAAACCUUCAACACACAUAAGGGACCUCUAAGGAGACGUGUGAAGUGUUUUUGAGAGCAAAACUUACCUCUGUGGUCCCCAAGUAGUAAGUUUAUGAAAUACUGUUAUGUUCCCUGUGGACACAGGAGGGACAUCCCUCAGCCUGUGGGAACACCCAACCCAAGGAAGGAAGGAAUCAAAGUUUCCUGUGCUCCAUAAACCAGUGUUAGAGUUGGCUUCUGGUGAGGUGUGUGUGUGAAAAGGGGCUCAGGAGCUUCGGGACAGAUGAACUCAAGGUACAGUAGCUUGGCGGCAGGGUGGAUCCUGUGAGGCUGGAACGGUCCUCGUGAUGAAGUAGAUCAUGCAGCGAUGGACAAAGACCAACGAUCUGCCUAUUUUUAUGCGUGUGGUUUUGAGACUUCAGUACUCGGAACUGUGGCCCUCCGCUGCUCUGUUGCUCUUACAGACAGAAUUCACUCUUAAGAAUGGAGAGGGACGAUGUUUACCUGCAUGCUCUGCCUCUUUCCUGGUGAGGCAGCUGCUUGCCGGUUGCUCUCUAUGCCUCUAAAGUGAUGGGAAAAUAAUUGGAAAAUGAGACUUGCAGCUUGAUCUGCUUUUGAGUAAAUUAUGUAGCAGAAACUAUACAAUGAAGGAAGGAUUCUAUGAAAAUGGCAAAUCCAAAACUCUGGUGAUGUCUUCCUAAGGAGUGGGAAAUGGCAGUUAGACCAAUGCGAGCAUGAAGGAUGCAAAUACAAGUAAUAUUUUAUAUAAAAUAUAGCAGCUUAGGUCCCCACAAUCCUCAAGAUAGUCACAAAUAUCAUAUAACAAAGUUCAAUGUUAUAGGAUUUUUAAAAAUGUGUUGUACUUAAGGCCAUACUUACUCUCUGUGCUAUCACUGCGAAGGAGUGAUAUGUAUGUAUUAUAUGAAAAAAAGAUCCUUAAUGCACUGUUAUCUCCUAAAUAUUUAGUAAAUUAAUACUAUUUAAUUUUUUUAAAGAUUUGUCUGUGUAGACACUAAAAGUAUUACACAAAAUUUGGACUGAAGGUGUCCUUUUUAACAACAACUUAAAGUGCUUUUUAUGUAUGUUAUGUAGACUAUCCUUUCUAAACUGCCGAGUUUGUACAUUCUAUAACUCCUAUUUGUGAAGUGUACCGUUCUUGUCUCUCUCUUCGGUCGUCUCUGCACGCAUCCCUCUCCACAUGAUUACAGGGACAACUGGCGUGGCUGCCCCCUGCACGCGUGUGCUCGGAGCCACCUGCGCCCGGCAAGGCCCGCCCCACGCGGACAGGCUGAGCCGCUGCCUUGGAGCGAGUGCUUCCUGCUCUGGAGCUGUCCUGACAUCCUCCUUGAAACGACUGUUAAAACUAAAAUAAAUUACAUUGCAUUUAUUUUAUAUUCUUGGUUGAAAUAAAAUUUAAUUGACUUUG